Messenger RNA from Chlamydomonas reinhardtii, 9006 nucleotides. RefSeq lists its product as uncharacterized. The record is from RefSeq and is a predicted model, not a curated record. The coding region runs from base 513 to 6008 and encodes 1831 amino acids. Gene Ontology annotation, molecular function: ATP binding; protein kinase activity. NCBI's taxonomy places the organism in Eukaryota, Viridiplantae, Chlorophyta, Chlorophyceae, Chlamydomonadales, Chlamydomonadaceae. Gene Ontology annotation, biological process: protein phosphorylation. The transcript is spliced from 19 exons.
CAUAUCUGCCUACAGUGUUCACACUCCAGCGCCAGCUCCAGCGCCAGCGCCAGCGCCAGCGCCAGCGCCAGCGCCAGCGUGCGACGCCAGCAACCUUUUUCGUUAACCCGCACUCGGUCCUUAGGGCGCGUGGUGCAGCCUUAUCCCGAACUAUAGCCGCGACAUUCCCAAUCCAACCCGCGGCGCUUCCUCACACUCCGGUUGUGUUUGUCUCGCACUCGCAUUCAUCCGUACAUUCGGGCUCCCUUUUCUGCCUUGCCGCGCCCUGUUUUCGCCCCUGCUUGUCAUACUGUCGCCCGGCCAUUGCUUUGCUGCAUACUGUUGCAUUUUCUCUGUGUUGCAUAUGGGGCUCAUCCGUGGACGCUGGUCAUCUUCCUGCAGCUCAGCGUGUUAUUAAUGUUUGUCUCUACCUUUUGCCAAAGCGCGCACACUAGCUCACGGCGCACCCGACAUGAGCUGUGAACUCGCAAGCUCCUGCAAACUAUGAGCCUCCUUAGCACACGAACAACAUUAUGACUUGCAGUAUCUUUAGUAGAUGCUUCGCGGCACCCGCAGACGAGCGUUCCGACGCAGACGAAGCCUGCGGCUGGAGGUCAGCGCCCCAGCAAGCUGGGAGCCCAUUGGAGCUGAGCACACUGGUUGCGGAGCUGACGCGGAGCGGGGAAGGAUGGUGGACUGACCUCUCAGGCGCUGCGCGGGCCAUCGCCUUUCAUUUGUCGCUUGAACAUGCAAGCAUUUUGUUCUCAACCGGAGCCGGGGCGGCAGCGCUGGCGUCGGCAGGCGCGCCCCUGUUUGACAUUCAGCCGCUCGGUAAACUAAUCCUCCCACCAGCAAGCGCUUCGAGCACGAACACAUCGCCAUACGUCAGUGGCGCCUCCAGCAACAACACGGCAUGGUCGUCGGAAUGCGGCAGCACACCCUGCGCGGACCUGUGCGACGCUGCGGGGCUGAUAGCAGCAAUCCUGGAGCAGGAGGGCCCUGUACCGGUGGUGUUCCGGUCCUAUGCGCUGCCCGCCUCCGCCGCCGCCGCCACCUGCAGCAGCCAGCACCUGCUGCAGGUCGCCAAGCGGGCGGGCGCGGGCGCCCCGGUCGCGGCCGCCAAGGGCGCGGGCGUGGGCAGGGGUGCGGCGGCGCCCCCGCGGCGCUACCUGGCGGCGGUGGGCAUCCCGGCGGGCGGGGCGAUUGCGGGCAUGUUGCUGCUGGCGGGCACAGGCCCCGCCGGCGCGCCCCCUCCCUGCCUGGCCGCGCCCGCGCUGCGCAUGCUGGCCAUGGCGCUGUCGCCGCUGCUGCGGCCGCCGCAGCUGCCGCUGGCCCGGCGCUGCCUGGCGGAGCUGGCGGCGGCGGGCACCAUCAGCGAGCUGGUGCGGCGGCUGGCGGCGGCGGCGGCGGAGCUGCUGGGCGGCCCCGAGGGCGGCGUGCGGGUGGCGCUGGCGCCGCGUGUGGCACUGCUGCGGGAGGAUGGCAGCGCGGCUGUGUUGUUCUCGGUCGCUGACGGGGGGUUGGGCGGCGGCGGAACCGCUACCGCCACCGGAGGCAACUCGGUGUGCCGCCGCCGCAGUACGGAGGUGGUCAUGGUGGAGGCGGCGGGCGGCGGCCACGUGCCCGCGGCGGCGGGGCCCGGCACUGGCGGCGGCGGCGGCGGCGGCGGCGGCGGGCUGGUGUCUGGGCAGCCCAGCGGUGCGUGCAAUCGCUCUGGAGAUGCGUACUUCCUGUCCGGUGCCGGCUCCCUGGGCGGGCCCGGCACACGCCUCCCACACCACACGCACGCCCCCUCCCUGGGCGCCGCAGCGGCGGCCGGCGGAGGCGGAGGCGGCGCCCCCAGCGCCGCCGGCCUGGGCGCCGCGGGGCCUGGUUGUGCGGGUGCGGCGGGCGGCUGCCGCGGCCAGAGCCUGUCGCUUGUGGGCACGCUGCUGGCGGAGGCGCUGGCGCGCGGCCCGGGCUCGGGGCUGUGCAUCGCCGACUGCAACGCCUACGUGCAGGACUCCAAGGCCUUCCCACGCGACCUCAUGUUGCUCUCCGCCGCGGCGGGCGGCAGCGCCGCCGCCGCCGGGCCGCCGCCCCAGUCCCUGGCGCUGGCCACCGGCUGCCGCGCUGACGGCCGCCCCCUGCUGGCGCUGUACGCCACCUACGGCUCCAUCCUGCCGCAGGCGCUGCUGCAGACCGUGGCGCAGGAGCUGGGCCAGCUGCUGCGCGCCGUCACGCCGGCGGCGGCGGCGGCGCUGGCGCCCGGCGGCGCCAUGUCGGACGAGUGGCGCUACCUGCACGACGAGCUGCUGGCGGCCGGGCCCGCCGGCUCCGCACCCACCGGCGUCAGCCGCUCCGCACCGCAGCUCUGCCUGGCGCCGACCACCGCCGUGGCGGGCGCGACCACCGCAGGCACCGCGGCGGCUGCGGCAGGGGUUGCGCCCGCCGCCUCGCAGCAGCGCCUGCAGCCGCAGCCGCGCACGCCGACCGUUAACACAGCGGGCGGCGGCGCCGCCAGUGGUGUUGCCGCGAUCGACACGGCCCUCACAGGGCCCUCCGCAGCCGCGGCCAUGCCGAUGGCGGCGGGUGCCGAGUGUGGCAUCGCUGCCGCUGGCGGCGCCGCCGCAGCCACGGCGGCCGGCAUGAGUCCAGCCACCGGCCGCGGCGCCGGCGUGCUGGCGGCGGUUGGAUCCAUGUUCCGCCGGAACGGCAGCACCGCCGCAUCGGCGGCGGCGGCGGCGGCAGCGGCAGUGGCGGCGGUGCCGCCGCCAGCUGGCGCACAUGGUGCGGCGCCGCCAUCUGGGCUGACGGCGGCGGCGGCGGUGCGCAGUGGCGGCGGCGCCAUGAGCUCCGCCGGUGCCGACGAGCUGGUCCGCGCCAUGAAGGCCGCCGCCACUGCCAUGAGCGGCGGCGGCGACGACGACAGCGACCGAGCCCGACUGGCGGCCUUCGUGACCGGCGGCGCCGGCGGCGGCGCCGGCGGCUGUGGGGUUGGGAAUGGGGGUGGGAAUGGGGGUGGUGUUGGCGGCGCCGUGGCAAGCGGUGGCGUUGCCGGCGGCGGGGCUGGCGCCGGCGCCGUCAGUAGCGCAGCAGCCGGCGUCGCGGACAGCAGCGCUCGCAGCCUGUGUACUGCGGUGGGUGCCGCCGCCAUCACCUCGGGCGGCGCCGCCAGCACUGCCGCCACGGGCCGCACCGCCUGCGGCACCGCCGCCAGCAGCGCCCUGGCCACCGGCCGCACCAGCUUCAGCCUGGAGGUGGCGGGCAGUCCGCGGGCGGCGCUGAGGCUGGCGCCGCUCAUAUCCACGCUGCAUGAGCGGCUCAAGACAGCGCAGGCCGAGCAGCUGACCGCCAGCAGCCGCGCCGCCAGCCGGCUGCAGGACCUGGAGAGCCUGCGCUUCCUGGAGCGGGUGGGCAAGGGCGGCUACGGCUCCGUGUACCGCGGGCUGUACCACGGCGCCGAGGUGGCCAUCAAGGUCAUUGAGGACCCGGCGGCCGCCACCCUCAACUCAACACCCAGCGCCGCUCCCAAGCAGGCAGCGGCGGCCGCAGCCGCGGUGGCGCCGGACGGCGCCGCUGCAGUGGCCGCCGCCGCCGCCGCCGCCGCCGCCGCCGCCGCGGCCGCCGCGCCCACCCGGCUGCGCGCCAAGCACCUGCAUGAUGCCAUCGAGCUGGUGGCCAGCGUGUCCUUCAACCACCCCAACAUUGUCCAGCUCAUCACCUACUUUGUGGACGUGCGCGCACACGUCAGCCCAGACUGCGAUGACGCCGCCAACACCAACAUCAACGCCAACAACAACCCGCCGCCAGGCAGCGCGGUCGCCAGCCCCGGCCCCAACGCACGCACACCCCAGGGCAUCUACGUCGGCGCAGACGGCCGCGUCAGCAGGGCCGCCAACGGCCAGGCCGGCGCGCCGCCGCCUCCUCAGGAUCUGGAAUACGUGGAAGACUGCGUGGAUCUGGAUCUUGAAGCCGAGCAGGUGGACAACACGUACCUCGAUGGCGGCGAUGGCGGUGACGUGGACCAGGUUGCGGAGGUGGAGGAUCUGGUGGGUGACUACGAGGACGAGUACGGCGACGAGUACGGCGAUGAUGGCGGCGGCGAGUACGGCGGGGGGGCGCCGCCACUGGUGCCGCGGCCGCCCGUACAGCUGGUGCACAUGGACAGCGGCGGCUGCGGCGGCGGCAGCGCCGGCGGCGAGGGGCUCGGCGGCGGCGGCGGCUGUGGCGGCAGAGGCGAGGGGCCGCGCGGCGGCGCGGGCGGCACAGGCGCGGGCGCGGCGCAGCAGGGCGGCAAUGAGGCCAUUGUUCUGGUCAUGGAGUUCUGCGACCGCGGCUCCCUGAAGGAGGCCAUCACUCAGGGGGCCUUCCUGCUGUGGGGCGGAGACACAGCGGCGGCGGCAGCGGCAGGCGGCAGCCGCCAGCACUCCCCUGCAGCCGGGGGUGCGGCGGGUGCGGGUGCGGGUGCGGUGCUGCCGCCCCACCUGCAGGCGCUGCAGCUGGGCCAGUUCAGCAGCAGCAGUGGGGGGCUGGUGGCGGGCGCGGCGGCCGGCGGCGGCAUACGCGGCGGCCCACACAGCCUGGUGCCCUUCAACAUGAAGGCCGUGUACUCGACGCUUCUUGAGAUCUCCCUGGCUCUGCGCCACAUGCACGGGCUGCACAUGGUGCACUGCGACCUCAAGCCGCAGAACGUGCUGCUCAAGUCCAGCCCGCGCGACCCGCGCGGCUUCACAGCCAAGCUGUCCGACUUUGGUCUGGCCAAGAUGAUGGCGCACGACGAAAACGGCGAGCUGGCCAUCGACGAGAGCAUCCAGAGCGGCACCAUCACGCACCUGCCGCCCGAGGUGCUUCUGGGCAAGAGGCCGCUGGGGCCCGCAGUUGACGUGUACUCGUUCGGCAUCUGCAUGUGGCAGAUGGUGUGCGGCAUGGCGCUGUACGGCGGGCUGGACGUGCGCGGCCUCAUCCGGGGCGUGGUGCGGCACGCGCUGAGACCCACCUUCCCAGCCUGGGUGCCGCCCGAGUACAGGAUGCUGGCGCAGCGCUGCUGGGACUCCGACCCCGCCGCCCGCCCCACCUCCCUGCAGCUGGUGGCCGAGCUCGAGGCACUGCUGGAGGCACUGCCCGGCGGCGGCGGCGGCGGAGUGCCGAGGCGCAGUGGCGACUACUCGCCCCGCAGCGCCGCAGCCAGCCAGAGCGGCAUGCGCAGCAGAGGGCCCAGCAUGGCGGGCGGCGCCGGGGGUGCGGGCGGCGGCCCGCGCCGCAAGCCGCCGCUCAAGUGCGCCACUGACACCGCAAUCAACGGCGGCGGCGGCGGCGGCCAGGGCGGCCGGCCCGGGGCUGCAGGCGGCGGCGGCGGCGGCCGCGCCCGCGCGCCGCCGCCCCGAUACUUCUCCUACUACUGCACCUACGCACCUCCCGCCACAGGUCUGUACCAGGCGCAGUCGCCGCCGCCGCCGCACGUGCUGGCAACGGCCAGUGGCUGCGGCGGCACCGGCACGCCGCCGCGGCUGUCACCGGGCCUGUCGGUGGCAGCGCCAUCCGUUUCCUUCCCCACAGCCGCCGUGGGCGGGCCGGUGGGGGCCGGCAGCCGCUUCCCCCUGCGCACCAUUCCGCCUGCGCCGGUGACCGGAGCACCUGCAGGUGCGGCUGCGGCUGCGGCCGGACAACACGUGGCCGCGGCAGCAGCAGCCGGCGGCGCCGCCAGCGCCGCAUACCAGCCGACCUCGCUGUUUGGCAGCCUAAUGCUGCCGCUGCCGCUGCCAACGGCUGCAGGCGCUGCCGCCCCGGCUCCGGCCUCGGCCGCCGCUACGGUGUCUACGGCUGCGGAGGUGUCUCUAUACUCUCGGCUUGGGCCGCACGGGCUUACAGGCCUACACCACAACCGCCACCACCACCACCACCCACAGCAACAACAUCAACAGCAACAACAACAGUACCCAUCAUUUCCGGCCCGGCAACCCCAGCAACAGCCGGCGAGCCCGAUGGCGGCGGCGGCUGCAGUGGCUACUGCCGCUGCCAAUGCUGGCGCCGGCAGCGGAUCAGGGUAGCGGGUGCAUCUGUGCAGCACUGGAGUGGCAGGCUGAGUACCAACAGGACAUGGAGACAUGACCCACAUCACACAAGAGAAGCAAAAUCUCUGAAGCAAAAUCCGGUUCGAGUUGUGCUGUCGCCAUGUUGCAUGGGUGACUGCUGUCUGCAUGCCUUAUUAUGAAAUGGAAAACAUAAAUUCUUGGGGCCGCAAGAGCGACCGCGAGAGCGCAUUUGCUUGGGGCCAAGUCACCAACGCGUAGCGUGCUUGGGAUUUGGUGUGCCACCGCAAGUAUUUCAAAGGCAAGUUGCAGGAUUCACGCCACUGAUUUUGAUACAAGAGGGCAUUGAUAGAGGGCGUUUGCAAUGACUGCUGCUACUGCUGCUGCCACUGCAAGGGCCGGCAUUUUGCGCCUGAUUGCAAAGCAGGACGGCAGGAAGCGCACACUGACGCGGAGCCGGCCGGAACAAGCCAUAAUUGCGAUACGUGCCAGCGGUGUCAGCGGGAGUUUCCGACACACAGCCAUGCAUGGGAGCGCUCAGGAUUACAUCAUACCAGAGGGGAGAUGUACGACUGGCAUGUGUGAGCGUAUCCGGACCUGUUAGAUUUGAAUGUUUCCAAUUUGGGGGGCCGGGGCCUGCUUAUCUUUAACGGGGAAGACCGAGAGACGCGAGGGCCGCUUUCCACGCAGCCGCGCAUUAGGGCGGUGGAGUUACGCGCGGUCUGCAAAGCCGUGGGCGAAAGGUGGUCUUGAACAACAAACAAGAGAAGACUUUGCUUGUCGAGGGAGCUAAGAAUUACGCAAGCCGGCUCGUGGCUUGUGGGCGCCGCUGAGGGGCGUCUGAAGGCAGUCGACGAGGCGGUGGCGUUGCUGCAACGAUUGCGAGAAGAGGCGAGCAGGGGCGACAACAGGAAUCUGGGUUGUUGCGAGCCGGUGGUGUGCCGGAGCUAUCCGCGUCAGCAUUGUUGUGGGCCGAGUAGAGUUACGUUGUCCACAACACGCAUAUGCACACACACACACACAUUUUCGGGCGGCACUCACUGGUGCACGCGCACACAAACGUACACACACACACAUGCACACACACGAUUGGCCCCAUGACCUCAUAUUUCCGCAAAUGCUACGCGUGUGUUGCGUUGUCAGAGUGGUGUGUGUCCGUCAGUCGAAAUGCGCUUGUUGCGGCUGUAGGCGUUGGCGCAUCGCAAGUCGAUGUAAGUCAUCUGGCAAAAAGAACACAAGAACCCUUAUGUGAAGCGUUUGUUUGAGUGAUGGGUGAAUGUGCAACCAACAAUACGUGCACCCAGAGGAGAUUCAUGGCGGGAGUCGCGUGUGCCACACAUGUGCCUCCUGGAACUUACUUAGGCUUUUACAUUUCAUUCCAGCAUUGUUUCAGGUGCGUGAGAAAGGGCAACCUUUCUCACGGAGGGGCUUUGUGACGGCACUGCGUGGGCGGUGGCGGCAGGUUGGUUGGCGAUACUGGUCUGUCAUGCGGUCAUGUGCCAUCUUUUGUAUGGGGGCCCUCAGCGUAGUAUUAGUAUGAUCGUCGGCGCUGGUCUGUGUUUGUGCGUGAGUACAGAUGCGGCACCGCCCCCAGUUACUAAGUGCGGGGCUGAGCCGUGGGGCAUUGCAAUGGACCUUGCUGUGUGCCAUCCAGUCAGUUGGUACUUCGUUGGUGGGCCGGCGGCACUGGGCGGGAGUGCGCGGAAGGGUAGGUUGGCAGGGCCCCUCCAGGUCUGGCUCGGUUUGGUUUGCUUUAUAUCCGGCGCAAACGGCGGAGAUUGCUGGGGCAUGCAGGACUGCUUCGGCAAUGCUGUCAUGGGUGGGCUUCGGCGUGACCUCGUGAGCGUGUUGGGCGCCCUGUACCGUAUUGUCACUGCAUGGCUUUGUGGACUGCGCGGCGUGGGGUGCUUCGCGGCAGCCGCGUUUGCCGUGCUUCUGAGACUCGACUGCGUGGGAGGCUGGCAGUUUGCAAGGGCGUGAGCUGUAAAGGCUGGCUGACACAGAGCUUGCUCGGCGGUUCGUUGUGUGGUGUCAUCGCAAGCAUUUUUGUGGAUUACGGUAGUUCGGCUGCGAGCGCUCGUGUUUUGAUUUGUGUGUAAAGGUCGGAAGGCUUGAGGGCGCACGGAGGCCGGCCUGUGCUGGGGGCGUCGGCGUCUCAUCUCUAUUACCAAUUGCUUGUUGUUGUGAAUGCGUGUGAGGGUGGUGGUAAGUGAUGCGGCGGGUUCGCAGCCCAGGUGGGUCGCGGCAGUGGGGCGGUUGGCGGUUGGCGGAGUCUGUGUGGCAGGUCCCGCAGCGGCCGCACCCGGAUCCCGGCCGCAUGUACAACGUACGCUUGGAACUCGCGCGUGUGCGCUAGUGCUUGAAGGGCAAAACGCGUUACAUGUAUUUAUAUGUAAACGGCACACGCGGUCGAUGUGAGUACGCAAAGACGCGUGUCAAAGACAGGCGUCGCGCUGCCCGAUGCGUGGAAUCCGGACGUGCACCCCUGAGAGCUCGUGAUGGAACAUGGCAAGGGGCAGGAAAGCGUAGUCCCGAUGUGUGUGGCUCCCACCCGUGCCCACAUAAAUGCGUAGCAAGAAGGGACAAGGCAUUGGUGCGUCGUUCGCGCGCUGUUACUGUACCGACGGUAGCUGGCAGGUUGUGUCGAUGUUUUGCUGACGCGCAUUCCUCACGCUCCGGGCGCCCGGCCAAGGCGAUAGCACCACACAGACUCAAUGCGACGCCACACCGCGCGGAUAGCAUAGCCGAUGCGCACCUGCAGGCAGUCGACCGGCGUCCACGGAUGAGCUGUGUAGACGAGCACUAGCGUAAUGCAACGGCGUGCAGCAAAACAAUGGCCGGGCGACAGUGUGACAAGCAGGGGCAAGAACAAGGCGAAGCAAAGCAGAAGAGGGGCCCGAAUGUGUACGACAAUUGUGGCGGGCAGGCCGAAUGCGGUGCAACACGCCAACAACACAACCGGAGGUGAGGAAGCGUUGCUGAUGGUGAGGAUAGGUGCUGCGACGUUCGGUAGGGG